UAACAUUCACUCUCUCACGCAGAAGUAGACAAUUUUUUGUUCGACGGUAUGCGUAAAAGAAAGCAAUCCUCCGCCGAAUCGCCCAAAACAACCGUGAACAGUAGCGGCGCCGCCGGAAAGAGUCCAUUUCCGGAUCAUUCUCGGCCAACCCAUGAAGAAUGCUUGUCCGUAAGAGAUGAACUCUUGUCCCUCCAUGGAUUCCCCCCAGAAUUCUUGAAAUAUCGCAACCAAAGAUUGGAAGCAAAAUCUCAACUCAAAAAGGCCAAGCCUUUGGAAGAUGAGGGAGAAAAGGAUGGAAUUGAGAGUGUUUUGGAUGGUUUAGUGAAAACCAUACUGUCCCAAAACACCACUGAGCUUAAUUCGGAUAGGGCUUUUGCUUCACUCAGGAAAGCUUUCCCCACUUGGCAACAUGUUCUUGAGGCAGAGUCUAAACAUGUCGAGGAUGCAAUAAGAUGUGGAGGUCUUGCUCCGACAAAGUCUUCAUGUAUAAAGAACUUGUUGAGUGUGUUGCUUGAGAAAAGAGGGAAAUUGUGCAUGGAGUAUUUGCGAGAGAUGUCCAUUGAGGAGGUCAAGGCAGAGCUUUCUCUUUUGAAGGGAAUUGGUCCCAAAACCGUGUCAUGUGUCCUGCUGUUUAAUUUACAACACGACGAUUUCCCAGUGGACACACAUAUUUUCCAAAUAGCUAAGGGAAUGGGUUGGGUGCCAGGUGUUGCCGAUGUCAAGACUACAUAUCUCCAUCUCAAUCAGCGGAUUCCACCCGAACUGAAAUUCGAUCUCAACUGUCUUCUGUAUACUCACGGUAAGGCGUGUCGGAGAUGCUCUUAUAGGAAAGUAGGCAAGAAAAAUAAGGAAGCCGAAAACAGCGACUGUCCUUUAUUAGCUUACUCUGAAGGAUGUAAAUUUGAAAAUGAAAGUUUAAAUUUGAUUUAGUCCAUGUUUUCUUUGUUCAUCAACUGCUAGUUAACCUGAAGUUAUUUUGUCAAGUAAUAGUCUUUAUUAACUAGUUGUCAACCUUGAUUGAAGGGUUAAUAUCCUGCUGUUUGUUUGUAUGUUGGAUAUCAGAAUUUCAUAGCAGAUGCUGAUAACAUGCCUCUCUCUCUCUCUCACACACACACACACACACAUUUUGGAUAAGGUAAAGUGAAAAAUUCUGUAUUCCUACUGGUAUCGUAGGAUACUGGAUACCUUGGCCUACUGUUUUGACACCGUAUGAACAGGCCUGAGAAAACCCCUGUAUGGCUUCUUCUGUUUCUCAAUAAAGAGAAAUAUGACCAACUGUUGUUCAAAUGCAUAGAAAAAGAUUUGUCUUUACCAAACAUAUGGGAGUUUCUCUCGAAGAAAGAAGGUGUUGAUCUAGUCGCCACUGAAGCUGCAAAUGGCUAUUCUCUUUACCAAACAUAUGCGGAUCCAAUCACGAUCCUAUAAUAAGAACAAGAGAUCUUUCUCGAUCAAUCCCCUUGCCCCUCAUUCUUCGAGAAUCAGAAAUUUUCAAGUUUGAAUUUGUUCAUUUGGAAUCUGGGUUCUGCUUUCUUUUUCCAUAUGUUUGAUCCUGUAGAAUUUGACCAUUGAAUUAGAAUUCGAAAACUGUAAUAAAAUAUUUAAUUAGGGAAGUGUCCUUGUUACAAAAAGUACUUAUAUGCUUAUCUUUUCUCAAUUAUUGAGAAUUAGUUAUCCAGUUUUACAACUAGCAUUACAUUUUUUAAUGAAGUUGUGGGAUUUCUGAAGUAACUGCUUUAUGACUUUUUCUUAUGCUCAUUGACUCAACCAGCACUUGUCUGAAGGUCCUACAAGCCAAAAUCAUGUCAAUUUUCAUACAUUUAUAAUGAUUAUGAUGUUACAUGUGCCAAAUAACCUUUGUGAUUUGAAUGAGAAAAUCCCAGAAAAAAAAAACAGUAAGAAAUGGCUGCCUAUGGAGCUCUAGUUUCUGUAAUGCAAAUUAUUGAUCAAAUUCACAGUCAUCCCCAUCCUCCUAUUCCCCUCCACCAAAGACAGGUUGAAUCUCUCACUGCAACAAUUCAUUCCCUGCAAGAUUUUCUUGAAGGCUAUUCUUCCCGUGGUGGCUACACUCAAGAAGAAGACUUAUGGGAGAGUCGCAUAGCAGAAGCAGCUUACGCUGCUGAAGAUGUGAUCGAGUCCUAUAUCGUGGAUCAAAUUCUUGCUCGAUCUACAAAACAUAGCUCCCAUGAAUUCUAUCAAGGUCUGCAAAGUGUGAUAGAAGAAAUGGAUUCGAUCAAGAUGGAGGUAACGGAGAUUAAAAAGAUGGGAGUUAAAGAUCAGCUCCACUUCAUAAAGUCUCCGGCUAAUGUUAGCUUGCCUAGAUCUACGCAGAAGGUCACCAUGGUUGGUUUUGAUGAUGUCUUUUAUCAAAUGCUGGAGAAGAUCACUAGAGGACGGCUUGAUCGCCAAAUUAUCCCGAUCGCUGGGAUGGGUGAGAUAGGCAAGACCACUCUUGCUCGAAAUAUCUAUGUAAGUCCGUUUAUCAAAGAACAUUUUGAUGUCUGUGGGUGGUCUACAAUUUCUCAAGAGUAUAAUGCACGAGAAAUUCUCAGAAAAACUCUUGAUCAAGUAGAUAAGGAUGGCAAGGAGAACAGGGAACAUUUGAGAGAAGAUGAAUUAGGAGAACAGUUGUACAAGUAUUUAAUAGGAAGGAGGUAUUUGGUUGUGAUGGAUGAUAUGUGGAACACUGACGCAUGGGACAGAGUUAGGAGGUUCUUCCCGGAUGAUCAAAAUGGGAGUCGAAUAGUAGUGACUACAAGGCUAUCGAACUUGGCUUCUCAGCUUAACUACUCGAACAGUCUUGAUAUGAAAUUUUUGGAUGAGGCUACCAGUUGGAACCUAUUCUCCAAAAUUGUGUUUGGCAAAGAAAUUUGUCCACUCGAGUUGGAGAAUGUCGGAAAGAAGAUUUUAGCGGUUGUAGAGGCCUUCCACUAUUGAUUGUUGUGAUUGGAGGAUUCUUAUCAAAGUCUGAACGAACACAAGAAAACUGGGGUUUUAUUGAAGAAAAUUUAAGUUCGAUUGUGAAUCUAGAGGACGAUAAAACUUGCUUGCAAAUUUUAUAAACGAGUUAUAAUAAUUUGCCGGUUUAUAUAAAACCUUGUUUUCUUUAUAUGGGAGUUUUUCCUGAAGACCAGGAGAUUCAAGUCAGUUUAAUCAUCCCAUGGGAAAAGUUUGGAAGAGGCAGCAGAAGACUAAAUAGAAGAACCUGGUUAACUUGCGUUUUUAUCCCGUCGCUGGUAAGGACCAUCCGUUCAUAAAGAUUCCUCAUUCGGUUCAUUUUCUCUGGAAUUUACAGACAGUACUUUUGGUAAAAGUUGGCCAUGAUUUUGUUUUCGAGAUUUGGAAGAUGCCGCAGCUUAGGCAUGUCAUGAGCAAUCCUGGAAAGAGUGAAGGUGCCUAUUAUGUCCCCGACCCUCUCAGUCGCGAAGAUAUGGUGUUGGAAAACCUACAGACGCUUUUGGUGGUAAGCAAUCUCAAGUUUGGUGAGGGGGUACUUAGACGAAUCCCCAACAUCAAAGCAUUGAAGUUAUAUUAUGACGGAAACUUGUUAAGAGGAGGAGAUGACUACUGCCUCAACAAUCUCUACCGUCUCCAAAAACAUGAGUCUCUUCGCCUUAAUUGUUCCGAAGAACACACACUUGUCUGUUUGGUGCGACAAGUGAGCUUCCCGAAUUCCCUCAAGAAGUUGAUAUGAAGACGAAGAUAGGUUUGUUGCCCCUUCUUCAGAUUCUCAGACUGAAAGAUGAUUCCUUCAUUGGACAUCGGAGAUAUUCCAACACUUGAAUCGAUAAAGUUGGAUAGGUGCAGUGAAUCUGUCGUGGAUUCGGCUCGAAGAAUACAAGAGGAGUAAGAGGAACUCGGCAAUGAAUGGCUUCAACUUCUUAUCUAGUAUACUACCAUGUGUAGUUAAGAGCUCAACCUUUUUUACCUUCCUUGUUUAAAUUCUAUAGUUUUUGUUAAGAAAAGAUAUCAAAAGAAAAUGGCAACAAUAUGAAAGGAAGAAAUACAUGGUUCAAUCAAGAUU
Molecule: messenger RNA, 4021 nt
Organism: Salvia splendens (bonfire salvia)
Lineage: Eukaryota; Viridiplantae; Streptophyta; Magnoliopsida; Lamiales; Lamiaceae
Product: putative DNA glycosylase At3g47830
Exons: 5
Coding region: 49-930 (293 amino acids)
Biological process (GO): base-excision repair
Molecular function (GO): catalytic activity; ADP binding
Source: RefSeq, a predicted model, not a curated record